This is a messenger RNA of Elgaria multicarinata webbii, 2800 nucleotides long. It is a transcript of the gene GLMN, whose product is annotated as glomulin, FKBP associated protein. Gene Ontology annotation, molecular function: ubiquitin-protein transferase inhibitor activity. The transcript is spliced from 19 exons. The record is from RefSeq and is a predicted model, not a curated record. Bases 48 to 1853 code for a protein of 601 amino acids. Lineage: Eukaryota; Metazoa; Chordata; Lepidosauria; Squamata; Anguidae. Gene Ontology annotation, cellular component: cytoplasm.
GCAGUCAAGCGGGUGGCUCAAGAGAGCUCUUGAGAAUCGGGAGGAAAAUGGCGGAAGAGGAACUUCGAGACAUAAUACAAAGAUGUCAAAUUCUAGAUGAGCAGGAAUUUAAAGGAGAAGACUUUAAUCUCUUUCAAGUUGCUGGACAAAAGUGCUUGGAAGAAGGCUAUAUAGCUGAAGUAUUGGAAGUUGUUCAAAAUGAGAAAAAUAUGGUUAUUGUUAAAAGUAUGGGCUGGAAUCUUGUUGGCCCUUUAAUCAGAUGCCUACUGAAGUAUAAGCAAGAUGAUGUUGAGAGAGAGCACUGCCUGAAAAUACUAGAUAAAUUGACAGAGCUAUGCAGUGCAAAAGAGCUUGUUCUUGCUUUUCUGGAGCAGAUUGAACAAGCCUCUAAGGAACAGACAUCCCAAACCGUUUUGCUUUUGCUUAAACCCCUGCAAAAAGUGCUUCUAAAACUUCAUUAUAAGAAAGCGUAUUCGGUGGGGUUGUCAUUGUCUACCAUUUUGAACCAGCUGUCACAUCUGCCAGUACCUUACACAAAACAGCAACUCCAAGAAGACAAGCAUGGUCUCUGUCAGUGUUGCAAUGCUUUGGCAGAUUUUGUUAAACCUUUUGUGGAUGAGGUUGUUCAACAGAUAGAGGCUUCAUUAGGUGACGAUUACAAAGAUCUGAAGGAGGAAUUGCUAGGAUUUUGUCUGAAAAGCUUGAAAUACCCCCUGUUAAUGGCAGAGCUUGAUCAACUGCCUGAAGUCAUUCUGAAGCAUCCUCUAAGGCAGUUUGCUGCUGACAUACUAGACAUUUUGGUGGAUAUUAAAGAAUUGUUUCCAAAACUGUUCUGUUGGCAUGGAUACAAAAAUGAAAACUGGGAAAAUGAGGACCUACUGGAAAUGGACAAAGAACAGUCUGCAGAUUCUUUGGCUUGUCUGUCUUAUUUGGUAUUUGUUCAGGACUGCUUUGGUAUGGACUGCCUGCCGGUAGUUUUCAAGCCGUCAUAUAUUCUGCAGUGCAACAUGGUGCACAUCAGAGUUCUAUUGAAAAGGAAAGAAGAACCUGUUUUAUCGAAAGGAAUUGCUCUAUUGGAGAACUGUCUGCUGAGGCUGGAAGACAAAAGCCUUUUCCUUGAGCACUUGGAGUUCAAAGGCUUUAUUACAACUCCUCAGGAUUUGGUCAAAGUCAUUACACUGUGUCCUUUUGAACCUCUGAGAAAGAAGAGUUUAAAGAUUUUACAGCUGUAUAUAGAUAAAUUUGAUGAAGAGGGAAAAUACACAUUGUUCAGGUGCUUGUUGAAGACAAGCAACCAUUCUGGUGUAGAAGGAUACAUCAUUCAAAAUAUUAAGAAUCAAAUUGAUUUAGCCUUGCGGAGGUUAGAGGACAGCAAGUUUUUUACUGGGUUUGCUUUGGUCUCACUACUAGAUACAGUUCUUUCCCUUCCUGAUGGUGCUGAAACUGAUCUUCUCCAGAACUCCGACAGGAUUAUGGCAUCACUAAAUUUACUGCGAUAUUUAAUCAUUAAAGAUAAAGAAGAUGAAAAUCGAACGUGUGUGUGGACAGAACUUUACAAAAUUGAGAGAAGUUUCUUGAAGCCCUUACAUGUUGGACUUAAUAUGUCAAGAGCACACUAUGAAGCAGAAAUAAAGAACAAAAAACAAAACAAAAAAGAAUCCUGCACUUCUAAGAUUUGCUCUGUAACAGUACCUGGGGAAAAGAUGCCUACUAUGACAACUGAAAUGGAACUUAAAGUUCUUCAUUCAGCCCUUUUCACAUUUGAUUUAAUUGAGAGUGUUCUGGCCAGGGUAGAAGAACUCAUUGAAACCAAAACACAGCCUGCAAUUGGAGAAACUACUGGGAUCAAAUGAAGCAUUUUGUCUCCCUUUUGUCAAUGUUUCACUUCAUGCACUGCGUUUAUACUUCUGACAUUAUGACUUGAAAAUAUAAAGUACCAAGCUUUAAAUAUGUACCAAGUUGUAAUUAUACUGACUGCUGGAAAAGAAGGCCCAAGAAUAUUUUUACACCUUCAGAAGUUCAAGGAAGUGUUAGCUUGGUUGGCAUAUUUGCAAAAUACAUGUAAAGUGUGUGUUAGGUUUAAUUAAACACCACUCUGCCAGAGAUCUGGGCUAUGUUUUUUGGUUGGCAAAACUCCCAGGAGCAUGCAUAACCGUGAGUUUUCAUGGCAUGUGUUAACAUACUAGGCUUUGCAUAACACAACCUGAUUAUAAGAAAAUGUGACAUAGACAUUCAGUUCAUUGUAACAAUGAUGGGGGAUGUGAACAGAAACUUGUAAGUGUGCACGCAGUUUUACUCAAUGGGUUGGACCAGAUGUGCACUUGACGGUGAUCCAAACUCUAAAGGAAAAUGAGGAAACUUUUGCCAGUCCCUUCUUCCCCCUGUAGUCCCCUGUAAAUCUGCUCUGGAGGGUUGUGGCACAAUAUGAUAGGCAGCCACGGGGGUAGGGCGACUGAAGGAGAACAAAGGAAUUGGAAAAAUUCUCUCUCCCUUUUUAUCCACCCCAUAUCCCCACCCCACUCCUUCAGCAAGGAGUCUUUGCUGAAUCUGUUCUGUGAAUGGAAGUAUCCAAUCCUAUUGAAUUAGGCCCCAGUCCAGUGGACAGACCUACAGAAGGUUGGCAUAUUAUCUUUGUAUAACUUGGAUGGCACAGUUUUAUACACACCAUAUGCUGACACUCUACUUCUCACCACCCAAAACACAGCACUGGUGGAAUGAAUUCCAAAGGUAUAUGAUAUAGACCCUCCAAGCAGUUCAGCAAAACAGCAAGGAAAAAGAAGCAUCCAGCAAAAAUUAAGGU